Molecule: messenger RNA, 3493 nt
Organism: Mesocricetus auratus (golden hamster)
Lineage: Eukaryota; Metazoa; Chordata; Mammalia; Rodentia; Cricetidae
Gene: Acad11
Product: acyl-CoA dehydrogenase family member 11
Exons: 20
Coding region: 132-2471 (779 amino acids)
Cellular component (GO): mitochondrion
Molecular function (GO): flavin adenine dinucleotide binding; oxidoreductase activity, acting on the CH-CH group of donors
Source: RefSeq, a predicted model, not a curated record
ACCGCCCACACAGCUUAGCAACGUGAUUGGCUUCCGCUAAGCCCCGCCUUGGCCACGCCUCCAAGCUGUGUUGUUUCUACCUCCGUCCCUCCUCCGUGUCACCUGUGUACCCCGUGACUGCGGUGGCAAUCAUGGAGAGGAAUGUCACCAGUGACACCGUGGAAGUGCUACCCCAGCACAAGUUCGACAUCAGGUCCCUGGAGGCCUACCUGAAUCAGCAUUUGCCUGGCUUUGGGUCAGAUUCCCGGGCUGUGCUGACCAUAACUCAAUACAGAUCAGGACAGUCCAAUCCAACCUUUUUCCUCCAGAAAGGAUCUCAAGCCUAUGUUCUGAGGAAGAAACCACCGGGCUCUCUCCUUCCCAAAGCACACAAGAUUGAUAGAGAAUUCAAAGUCCAGAAAGCCUUGUUUUCCAUUGGAUUCCCUGUCCCCAAGCCUCUACUGUACUGCAACAAUGCUGCCAUCAUUGGAACAGAGUUUUAUGUAAUGGAGCAUGUGCAGGGUCGCAUCUUCCGUGAUUUUUCAAUUCCUGGAGUUAGCCCAGCAGAGCGUGCAGCUAUAUAUGUGGCUGCAAUAGAAGCCUUAGCGUGGCUACAUUCACUGAAUGUAAAGUCACUGCAGCUAGAUGGAUAUGGUAAUGGAGUCGGGUACUGCAAAAGACAGGUAUCCACCUGGACAAAGCAGUACCAGGCUUCAGCCCAUCAGGAUAUCCCUGCCAUGGACCACCUCUCCAAGUGGCUAAUGAAGAACUUGCCAGAUAAUGACAAUGAGGAGAGUCUGAUUCAUGGAGACUUCAAGCUGGAUAACAUAGUUUUCCACCCCAAAGAGAGUCGGGUUAUAGCAGUACUGGACUGGGAGCUUUCAACCUUUGGCCACCCUUUGUCGGACUUAGCCCAUCUGUCCUUGUUUUACUUUUGGCCCAGGACACUGCCCAUGAUAAACGGAGGCUCUCACAUUCAAGAGAACACAGGAAUACCAUUGAUGGAAGAGCUGAUUUCGAUAUAUUGCCAUCGCAGGGGAAUUGACCCUAAUCUUCCUAACUGGAAUUUCUUUAUGGCCCUUUCUUUCUUUAAAUUGGCUGGGAUAUCACAGGGAGUCUACAGGAGAUUCCUCUUGGGAAAUAACUCAUCUGAGGACAGCUUUAUGACUGCCAAUACUGUGCAACCCCUGGCAGAAACUGGAUUACAGCUCUCAAAAAGAACCUUCAUUACUGCACCACUGCAGGCUGAUCCUAAGAAGCAGUUGUUUGCACAGACCAGGAGAGGCCAGGAAGUGCUUAGCAAAGUGAAGCGGUUCAUGAGGCAGCACAUCUUUCCUGCGGAGAAGGAAGUAGCAGAAUACUAUGCUCAAAAUGGAAACUCAGUGGAGAAGUGGGGACACCCCUUAGUGAUUGAAAAACUAAAGGAAAUGGCCAAAGCAGAGGGCCUGUGGAACUUGUUCUUGCCAGCUGCGAGUGGUCUCAGUCAGCUGGACUAUGCCUUGAUUGCCGAAGAGACCGGAAAAUGUUUUUUUGCUCCAGAUGUUUUUAACUGCCAAGCACCAGACACAGGCAACAUGGAGGUACUGCACCUGUAUGGCAGCGAGCAGCAGAAGAAGCAGUGGCUGGAGCCUCUCCUUCGUGGAGACAUCACCUCUUCAUUCUGUAUGACAGAGCCCAAUGUCUCAUCAAGUGAUGCCACAAACAUUGAAUGUAGCAUCCAGCAAGAUGGAGAUAGCUAUAUAGUUCAUGGCAAGAAGUGGUGGAGCAGCGGAGCUGGGAACCCCAAGUGUAAAAUCGCAAUUGUUUUGGGAAGAACAGAAGCUGCUUCUCUAUCCAGACACAAACAACACAGCAUGAUUCUUGUUCCAAUGGACACACCUGGAGUAGAGCUGAUAAGGCCUCUGUCAGUGUUUGGCUACCUAGAUAAUAUUCAUGGUGGACACUGGGAGGUCCAUUUUAAUCAUGUGCGAGUUCCUGCUACCAAUUUAAUACUGGGUGAAGGCAGGGGGUUUGAAAUUUCCCAAGGCCGCCUUGGACCUGGAAGAAUCCACCACUGCAUGAGAUCUGUGGGCCUGGCAGAGCGCAUGCUGCAGCUCAUGUGUGAGCGAGCGGUGCAGAGGGAAGCCUUCAAGAAGAAACUGUACGAACAUGAGGUUGUGGCUCACUGGAUCGCUAAAAGCCGCAUAGCCAUUGAGGAGAUCCGCUUGCUGACCCUGAAAGCAGCGCACAGCAUAGAUACCGUGGGCAGUGCUGCAGCCAGGAAGGAGAUUGCAAUGAUCAAAGUGGCUGCCCCAAAAACCGUCUGCAAAAUAGCUGACCGGGCCAUCCAGGUGCAUGGAGGGGCAGGCGUUUCCCAGGAUUACCCUCUAGCCAACAUGUAUGCCAUGAUCCGCACCCUGCGCUUAGCAGAUGGACCUGAUGAAGUCCACCUCUCUGCAAUUGCCAAAAUGGAGCUUCGGGACCAAGCUAGACGAUUGACAGCCAGGAUGUGAGGGGGGCUGCCCUACCCCAUCUCCUGGCUGGAGAGGCUUGAACGCUCUUAAUCAGCUCCAAAACUUAGGCCGUCCAUUUCUGCAGUAGUUUGAGUACAAGGCUAAUUCUUCACCCAUGGUAAAGAUUUUAGCAUCUGUUUUGAUUAUUGAGUUUUGUAAUGUUAAGGAUCACACAGAUGUGAGGUAAUUAGGAAAUCCUAUGACUGUCAUCAUUGGGUCUAGUGUCUAACGGUUUAGCAUUUGCCCUAUACCCGUGUGGCCUGUGACGAGGUGGCACUGGGGCUGUUUCUGGAUCAUCAGCAUGAAGAGCUCUUCCCCUUGACUUCCAGAAACUAAGCCUUGUGAAUAGACACCCCAGGUCCCUUUUAUCUUGUCUUGAAACAUAUGUAGUUGUCCCCCUAUGAUAGUGUUCUGGGGUAGUUUAGCACCUCAGAGAAAGACAUAACUGGAGGUUUUCAGAGUGUCCAUGAAAAGCCUCUUCCUAACCCAGCAGGAAGCAGUUCUGGUGAGAGUCCACAAGAAAAUGUAGCGUGUUAAGAGACCGUAUAAUCAAGCCCACCUAAGUUACAUAGAAAAUGCUCACAAGUGUGACCAAUAACAGUCUGUGCCACAUGGCACUCUUUAGUUCCAUGAGAGCUGGUCUGGUCAGUCACCCCUGAGGCUGGUCCUGUCAGAGCUGCCCCUGCAGUGCACUUGUGGGCCACUGCCAUUCUCCAUACCAAAAUGUCACUGGUGCAGUAGAGGAACCAAACUUUUCGUUCAAAUGCAUAUUUUCAGUUUGAUUGCUGGGAAAACUGUUAAGUAUAGCUGGAAAGGCUUGGGGGUGUGGAUCUACUUUAUUUAGUAUGACUGUUUUGAAAUCUCAACACAGAGACAUAUUUUAAAUCAAAAUUUGGCAUCCAAAUAAACAAUGUAAAAUACAUACUGGAUUUUAAAAACUCAAGUGAAAAUAAUUUAAAAUAGCUCAUUGAUCAUAUAUUGAAUUAUAUUUUGGGUUGAAUAAAAUAUUCAAUAAAAUAAAA